Scomber japonicus (chub mackerel) is the source of this 4593-nucleotide messenger RNA. Its product is annotated as deleted in malignant brain tumors 1 protein-like. Gene Ontology annotation, cellular component: membrane. NCBI's taxonomy places the organism in Eukaryota, Metazoa, Chordata, Actinopteri, Scombriformes, Scombridae. Bases 94 to 4593 code for a protein of 1499 amino acids. The transcript is spliced from 18 exons. The record is from RefSeq and is a predicted model, not a curated record.
UUUUUCACGGCUGAUGAAAUAAAAGAUGAAACAUGUGAUUGUCAGAGGAGAGCUGACGAGUGGGUCAGACAGAGACAGACGGUCUACCUGGUCAUGGAUCUCCUGCUGAUGCUGUUGCUGUUGCUGUGGAGCUCAGGACUCCAGGCUGAAGAUAAACACCAAUCAACAGAGACUGUCAGGUUGGUGGGAGGAGCCAGUCGCUGUGCAGGUACACUGGAGGUGAAACAGGGAGAGUGGAGACCAAUGAGUUCCUCUGACUGGACCCUGAAGGAUGCAGCUGUUGCCUGCAGAGAAUUGGACUGUGGCUCUGCUGUUUCAACAGGAAGCAGAAAGGAGUCCUCAGACAGACCUGCAUGGAGGAUCAGACCCUACCUUGUUCAGUCUGGAUCUGCACUGAGGGACUGUGUAUCAUCAGAUUCCUCUUCCUCCAUGGUGGAGCUCACCUGCUCAGACUCUGUCAGGCUGGUGAAUGGGGCUAGUCUGUGUUCAGGCAGACUGGAGGUGAAGUCUGAGCAGUCGUGGUCCUCAGUGUGUGAAGCUGACUUUGACCAGCAGGAUGCGGAGGUGGUGUGUAGGGAGCUUGGCUGUGGGACUCCUUCAGUCCUCCAGGGGGCGCUCUAUGGAGAAGUGGAGGCUCCAAUGUGGACCAAAGAGUUCCAGUGUGGAGGCAAUGAGUCUGCUCUCCUGGACUGUAGAAGAUCAGACUCAGCUAGAAGAACCUGCUCACCUGGUAAAGCUGUUGGACUCACCUGCUCAGAGACUGUCAGGUUGGUGGGUGGAGCCAGUCGCUGUGCAGGUACACUGGAGGUGAAACAGGGAGAGUGGAGACCAGUGAGAGACUUCUUAUGGACCCUGAAGGAAGCAGCUGUUGCCUGCAGAGAAUUGGACUGUGGCUCUGCUGUUUCAACAGGAAGCAGAAAGGAGUCCUCAGACAGACUUGUAUGGACGAUCACACCUGACUGUCUUCCGUCUAGAUCUGCACUGAGGGACUGUGCAUCAUCAGAUUACUCUUCCUCCAUCAUGGAGCUCACCUGCUCAGACUCUGUCAGGCUGGUGAAUGGGGCUAGUCUGUGUUCAGGCAGACUGGAGGUGAAGUCUGACCAGUCGUGGUCCUCAGUGUGUGAAGCUGACUUUGACCAGCAGGAUGCAGAGGUGGUCUGUAGGGAGCUUGGCUGUGGGACUCCUUCAGUCCUCCAGGGGGCGCUCUAUGGAGAAGUGGAGGCUCCAAUGUGGACCAAAGAGUUCCAGUGUGGAGGCCAUGAGUCUGCUCUCCUGGACUGUAGAAGAUCAGACUCAGCUAGAAGAACCUGCUCACCUGGUAAAGCUGUUGGACUCACCUGCUCAGGGCCUGUCAGGUUGGUGGGAGGAGCCAGUCGCUGUGCAGGUACACUGGAGGUUAAACAGGGAGAGUGGAGACCAGUGAAAUACGAUCGCUGGACCCUGAAGAAAGCAGCUGUUGUCUGCAGAGAAUUGGACUGUGGCUCUGCUGUUUCAACAGGACUCAGAGAUGAGUCCUCAGACAGACCUGCAUGGUGGAUCAACUCUUACUGUCUUCAGGCUGGAUCUACACUGAGGGACUGCGUAUUAUCAGAUUCCUCUUCCUCCAUGAUGGAGCUCACCUGCUCAGACUCUGUCAGGCUGGUGAAUGGGACUAGUCUGUGUUCAGGCAGACUGGAGGUGAAGUCUGACCAGUCGUGGUCCUCAGUGUGUGAAGCUGACUUUGACCAGCAGGAUGCAGAGGUGGUGUGUAGGGAGCUUGACUGUGGGACUCCUUCAGUCCUCCAGGGGGCGCUCUAUGGAGAAGUGGAGGCUCCAAUGUGGACCAAAGAGUUCCAGUGUGGAGGCAAAGAGUCUGCUCUCCUGGACUGUAGAAGAUCAGACUCAGCUAGAAGAACCUGCUCACCUGGUAAAGCUGUUGGACUCACCUGCUCAGAGACUGUCAGGUUGGUGGGAGGAGCCAGUCGCUGUGCAGGUACACUGGAGGUGAAACAGGGAGAGUGGAGACCAGUGAGUGACUCUGACUGGACCCUGAAGGAUGCAGCUGUUGCCUGCAGAGAAUUGGACUGUGGCUCUGCUGUUUCAACAGGAAGCAGAAAGGAGUCCUCAGACAGACCUGCAUGGAGGAUCAGACCUUACCUUGUUCAGUCUGGAUCUGCACUGAGGGACUGUGUAUCAUCAGAUUCCUCUUCCUCCAUGGUGGAGCUCACCUGCUCAGACUCUGUCAGGCUGGUGAAUGGGACUAGUCUGUGUUCAGGCAGACUGGAGGUGAAGUCUGAGCAGUCGUGGUCCUCAGUGUGUGAAGCUGACUUUGACCAGCAGGAUGCGGAGGUGGUGUGUAGGGAGCUUGGCUGUGAGGCUCCUUCAGUCCUCCAGGGGGUGCUCUAUGGAGAAGUGGAGGCUCCAAUGUGGACCAAAGAGUUCCAGUGUGGAGGCCAUGAGUCUGCUCUCCUGGACUGUAGAAGAUCAGACUCAGCUAGAAGAACCUGCUCACCUGGUAAAGCUGUUGGACUCACCUGCUCAGAGACUGUCAGGUUGGUGGGUGGAGCCAGUCGCUGUGCAGGUACACUGGAGGUGAAACAGGGAGAGUGGAGACCAGUGAGAGACUUCUUAUGGACCCUGAAGGAAGCAGCUGUUGCCUGCAGAGAAUUGGACUGUGGCUCUGCUGUUUCAACAGGAAGCAGAAAGGAGUCCUCAGACAGACUUGUAUGGACGAUCACACCUGACUGUCUUCCGUCUAGAUCUGCACUGAGGGACUGUGCAUCAUCAGAUUACUCUUCCUCCAUCAUGGAGCUCACCUGCUCAGACUCUGUCAGGCUGGUGAAUGGGGCUAGUCUGUGUUCAGGCAGACUGGAGGUGAAGUCUGAGCAGUCGUGGUCCUCAGUGUGUGAAGCUGACUUUGACCAGCAGGAUGCAGAGGUGGUCUGUAGGGAGCUUGGCUGUGGGACUCCUUCAGUCCUCCAGGGGGCGCUCUAUGGAGAAGUGGAGGCUCCAAUGUGGACCAAAGAGUUCCAGUGUGGAGGCCAUGAGUCUGCUCUCCUGGACUGUAGAAGAUCAGACUCAGCUAGAAGAACCUGCUCACCUGGUAAAGCUGUUGGACUCACCUGCUCAGGGCCUGUCAGGUUGGUGGGAGGAGCCAGUCGCUGUGCAGGUACACUGGAGGUUAAACAGGGAGAGUGGAGACCAGUGAAAUACGAUCGCUGGACCCUGAAGGAUGCAGCUGUUGUCUGCAGAGAAUUGGACUGUGGCUCUGCUGUUUCAACAGGAUUCAGAGAUGAGUCCUCAGACAGACCUGCAUGGUGGAUCAACUCUUACUGUCUUCAGGCUGGAUCUACACUGAGGGACUGCGUAUUAUCAGAUUCCUCUUCCUCCAUGAUGGAGCUCACCUGCUCAGACUCUGUCAGGCUGGUGAAUGGGGCUAGUCUGUGUUCAGGCAGACUGGAGGUGAAGUCUGAGCAGUCGUGGUCCUCAGUGUGUGAAGCUGACUUUGACCAGCAGGAUGCGGAGGUGGUGUGUAGGGAGCUUGGCUGUGGGACUCCUUCAGUCCUCCAGGGGGCGCUCUAUGGAGAAGUGGAGGCUCCAAUGUGGACCAAAGAGUUCCAGUGUGGAGGCAAAGAGUCUGCUCUCCUGGACUGUAGAAGAUCAGACUCAGCUAGAAGAACCUGCUCACCUGGUAAAGCUGUUGGACUCACCUGCUCAGAGACUGUCAGGUUGGUGGGAGGAGCCAGUCGCUGUGCAGGUAGACUGGAGGUGAAACAGGGAGAGUGGAGACCAGUGGAUGACUCUUUCUCUGAAUGGUCCCUGAAGGAAGCAGCUAAUGCCUGCAGAGAAAUGGACUGUGGUUCUGCUGUUUCAAUAGGGAGAAGAGAUGAGUCCCCACGUAGACCUGUAUGGGAGAUCACACCUGACUGUCUUCAGGCUGGAUCUACACUGAGGGACUGUGCAUCAUCAUCAACAUUUCCCUCUUCCUCCAUGAUGGAGCUCACCUGCUCAGACUCUGUCAGGCUGGUGAAUGGGGCUAGUCUGUGUUCAGGCAGACUGGAGGUGAAGUCUGAGCAGUCGUGGUCCUCAGUGUGUGAAGCUGACUUUGACCAGCAGGAUGCAGAGGUGGUCUGUAGGGAGCUUGGCUGUGGGACUCCUUCAGUCCUCCAGGGGGCGCUCUAUGGAGAAGUGGAGGCUCCAAUGUGGACCAAAGAGUUCCAGUGUGGAGGCAAUGAGUCUGCUCUCCUGGACUGUAGAAGAUCAGACUCAGCUAGAAGAACCUGCUCACCUGGUAAAGCUGUUGGACUCACCUGCUCAGAGCCUGUCAGGUUGGUGGGAGGAGCCAGUCGCUGUGCAGGUACACUGGAGGUGAAACACGGAGAGUGGAGACCAGUGACUUACUCUCGCUGGACCCUGAAGGAAGCAGCUGUUGCCUGCAGAGAAUUGGACUGUGGCUCUGCUGUUUCAGCAGUAAGCAGAGAGGAGUCCUCACAUAGACCUGUAUGGAUGGUCGAGUUUUGCUAUUUUCGGUCUGGAUCUACACUGAGGGACUGUGCAUCAUCAGAUUCCUCUUCCUCCAUGGUGGAGCUCACCUCUGGAACAAGCAGCAUGUGA